This is a messenger RNA of Mytilus trossulus (common blue mussel), 11478 nucleotides long. RefSeq names its product protocadherin Fat 4-like. The coding region runs from base 1 to 11106 and encodes 3701 amino acids. Lineage: Eukaryota; Metazoa; Mollusca; Bivalvia; Mytilida; Mytilidae. Gene Ontology annotation, molecular function: calcium ion binding. Gene Ontology annotation, cellular component: cell-cell junction; plasma membrane. The record is from RefSeq and is a predicted model, not a curated record. Gene Ontology annotation, biological process: homophilic cell-cell adhesion. The transcript is spliced from 28 exons.
AUGGCAGAGAGUAUUGCAGUAAGAACUUUAGAAAAGGCGGCAGACCCAAUUUGGACAAACUUACCUAAUACUAUUAGCAUCAAUGAAAAUAUUGCUGCAUCAACAUCAAUUUAUCAAGUAGAAGCUACUGACGCAGACGGUGAUAUUUUAACCUACAAACAACUUCCUAAAAAUACAAACUUUGACCUAACCGGUCAAAUAUUGACAAUCAAGAAUGUUCGAGAUUAUGAAACAGAUGCUAUAGUGUACGAGCUUCCAUUCAAGGUAAACGAUGGAUCAGCAACUGCAACAGCAACGCUCACUAUCCAUAUUCUGGAUGUAAAUGAGGCAGCACCUGUAGUUUCCGAUACUUCCGGAAGUGUUGACGAAGGAAGGGCAGUAGGAUCAACGGUUUCUAUUAGCAUUAGUGCCACCGAUACCGACACUACUGACAUACUAUCGUAUAGUCUAUCUGGGACAGAUGCGGCUUAUUUCAAUGUAGAUUCGUCAACAGGGGCGAUAACCACAAGAUCUGUAUUUGACCGAGAAGUCACGGCAACGUACACGGACUUGUUACUUUCAGUAUCUGAUGGUUUGCAUACAGUAACAGCAAGUCUUACUAUAACUAUUAAUGACACUAAUGAUAAUACUCCUGUAUUUGGUUCGUCGUAUUAUUUUGGAACUGUUACAGAAAAUGCUAUAAGUGGAACAAGUGUUGCAGCUAUAUCGGCAUCUGAUAGCGACAUUGGCAUAAACUCAAAUAUCAUCUUUAACAUCGCAAGUGGUGACACGGCUUCGAAAUUCAGCAUAUCGGGAAAUGACAUAGUUACUACAGCUACUACUGUAGACUAUGAAGUUGAAAAAUCUUUUACUUUGAUUAUCAAGGCAACGGAUCAAGGGUCAACUGCAAAUACAGCCACUACAACUGUUAAAAUUUAUGUUACUAGUGUUAACGAAGAUCCUCCUGUAUGGAGUACAUUUACCCCUCCUUGGACAGAUGCCACAACACCCUUCAGUUUAUCUGAAAAUGCAGCUGUAGGUACAACAAUUGUUACCAUAGUAGCAACUGAUAAUGAUGAUGGUGUAGACGGGGAGGUGACUUAUGAACUUGGCACUAUUUCAACAAGUUCUGGAGGUGGAUCUACAAGUGGUCUGUUUCGACUUGAUUCUGUUACUGGUGCACUUUCAACUAUCGACACAUUCGAUUAUGAAAAUUCGGAUGGCAUUAGCUAUUAUGAUAUUCUUGUGAAGGCUAAAGAUGGCGGUUCAACUAUACAAUCUAUAGAUAGAACUGUACGUGUCGAAUUGGUUGAUUUUAAUGACAAUGCCCCAGCUUUUUCCGCAACUAGUUUUACAGCAAGUAUAUCAGAAGUCGCAGCGAUUGGAACAACUAUCAAAGAAUUUACAAUAAGAGAUGAAGACUCGUCGACAACAAAUACGUUUAACAUUGUGAGUGGAGAUACAGGUGGGUUCUUUGAGUUUGAUGCCAACAAACUAAAGUUGAAAUCAGUAAUUGACCUUGAUACACCAACAUCAGCGUCAAAUACGUACACAUUACAAGUUACAGUAACAGAUGGUGGAACGCCAGAACUGACAGGGACAACAUACCUAACCGUAUCUAUAUCUUCUUCAAAUGAGCAUACGCCAACGUUUCUUACAAGUACCAUCAGUCAGACGGUUCCUGAGUCAGCACUAGUUGGAUAUACAGUAACAAGUUUGUCAGCAACAGACAACGAUUACAGUGAAGAUGGAGAUAUACAGUACUCUAUUGUCUCUGGAAACACUGAUAACUCCUUCCGUAUUGACGAAACAGACGGGAAACUUACUCUUAUAAAGAAACUAGACUAUGAAACAACAACAGCGUAUGUUCUUCACAUUAAGGCUAAAGAUGGCGGCACUCCAGAAAAGUCUGCUACCUGUACAGUUUCUGUAACAGUAUCGGAUGAAAAUGACAAUGAACCAAUAUGCACAACGUUAUCAGUAAUUGCAAUUCUAGAGACAGCUUCCGUUGGCAAUACGGUUACAACUUUGUCUUGUAAUGACCAAGACGGCAUCGGUAGUUUAUCAUUUAGUACAACAGAGACAAAAUUUUCUGUUGAUGCAACAUCAGGACAAGUAACUCUUGCAGAUUCUGUUGAUUAUGACACCACUGUCCAGUCAUAUGCAUUUGAUAUAACGGUCAGCGAUAGUAUUCAUUCCACAACUGUUGGUGUGACUGUUAGUAUAACAGCAGUUAAUGAGUACACACCAAGCUUUACCACUGUAACUGAAACUAUUGCUGAAGAUCUGGCGGUUGGUACUUCGCUAACAACAUUCACAGCAACGGAUAUUGAUUUUCCGCCACAUGAUAUUAUGUCAUAUGCGAUAACAGCAGUAAGCAACAGCGGAAGUGACAAGUUUUCAAUAGAUACAAGUUCUGGAGAGAUAAAAUUAUCACAGUCAAUGGAUUACGACACUUUAGCUACAAAGUAUUAUGAAAUAACUAUUGUUGCUGAAGAUGGCGGUGGUCUAAAGGGCACUGGAACUGUUACUGUAUCAGUUACAGAUGUAAACGAUAAUGCACCUUCAUGUCUGCAUUCUCUCUACGUGCAAUCCUUAGCAGAAGAUACAAUUCCAUCAACGAUUAUAAACGAUUUAGCCUGUUCUGAUGAUGAUUCUGGUACAAAUGGAGAUUUAACGUUUACCAUUACACAAUCACCUGGAUCGGUGUUUUCAAUACUGGAAUCAGGAAAUGUAUCUCUUAAACUGACAGAUUCUCUUAAUUACGAAUCAGUUACUGCAUAUGUUUUAGAAGUAUUGGUAGUGGAUGGCGGUACUCCACCUCUAUCUACGACCGUUUCAGUUGACAUAACCGUUAUCGAUGUUAAUGACGGAGGACCAAGCUUUAAUGAAAUAUAUAAUACAUCAGUUAUAGAAAAUACCGCUAUUGGUACUGCUAUAGAAACAGUAGCCGCUACCGAUCCCGACUAUUCAAAUUCAACAUAUGGAAAUCUCUACUAUUCUAUCAUAUCUGGCGAUACGGAUAGCAAGUUCACAAUUGAUUCUUCUACAGGCCAGAUAACUAUAAACGGAAACUUAGACCGCGAAACAACGGACUAUUAUUUGUUAGUUGUGCAAGCAAAAGAACAAGUUGGGACUUAUUCAGCUUCUACAACAGUAAAUGUGUCAAUAAGUGAUGUUAAUGAUAACAUUCCCAUUUGUACAUUUAUGACGUUCAGUUCAGAAAUAGCAGAGUCGACUGCACCAGCUUUAACUUUACAGACAUUUAACUGCUCAGACAUUGAUUCAACAAUCCACGCGACACUAACGUAUACAAUGGUAUCUGGUAAUACAAGCGUUUUUGAACUCUCUUCUAAUGAUUUGUUGUUGAAGACGGUAAUUAACUUUGAGUCUGAUAUUACAUCUUAUGAUCUUGUCAUACAGGUUUCGGAUGGAACAAACUUGGUCAAUAUUACAGGAACAAUUACUGUGACCGAUGUCAAUGAGGAAGCACCAGAAUUCACAACAGUUGAAUACACCAUAGAUGUAGCUGAAAAUUCUACCAUUGGUUCAACCAUUGUUACAGUAACAGCAACAGAUACCGAUACCACUGAUGUAUUAACGUAUACUAUAACUUCAUCAGCGUCAUACUUCAGUAUUGAUUCCUCAACUGGCGAUAUUCUUCUUACGAAGGAGUUGGACAGGGAGAUAGUUGACAGUCAUUCAAUAAACGUAUCAGUGUCAGAUAGUAUAAAUAGCAACUUUACAACUGUAUCAAUCACAGUGACAGAUGUAAACGAUAAUGCACCAAUUCUCAAUCCAAUUUCAUACAGGGGAACUGUGUCUGAAGAUGACGUAGCUGCGGCUAGUGUUAUACUGACAGUAGCAGGCACAGAUGCUGACGACAUACUUACUGAUGGGAAUGGAAAUAUAUCUUUUAGCAUCAUAGAUGGUGAUCCAACAAACGACUUUCAAAUCAAUGUUUCCUCUGGUGAACUGGAAACAACAAAACAGCUUGAUUAUGAAAUAACAACCUCUUAUUCGCUUGUAGUAAGAGCUGUUGACAGAGCAGGAGACAGUCAAUCUAUGUCAGCGACGGCUUUUAUAACAGUUUCUGUAACAAAUAUUAACGAAUUUGACCCGGUUUUUAAUGAUACGUAUGCAUCAUUUAUUGACGAAGACAUAGACAUUGGUACAUCAGUUUUCACCGUUUUUACCACUGACGAUGAUAGUGGAAUAGCUGGUGACGUUUACUAUUCCUGCAUACAUACCAAAUUCUAUGUUGAUUCUGAAACUGGAACACUUUAUCUGAAGGACAAUUUAGAUUAUGAAACUGCGACAUCAUAUGAAGUAAAUAUAACUGCUACUGAUAGGGGAAGCCCGGCACGUAAUGAAACUACGAAUGCCAUGAUAACUGUGAACGAUGUUAACGAUAACACUCCAGAAUGUUAUCCAUCUUUGUAUGCAACUAUUCUAGGAGAAGAUGUUACAAUUGGCACGACAUUUGUCACUUUGACUUGUGCAGAUGCGGACAGUAGUGACAACGGAAAUCUUUCAUAUACAAUCACGAGUGUCAACACCGUUGCAGGAUCUGGGUCUUUUACGAUCGAUUCAAAUGCAUCUUUAUCAACAACUUCUGGCUUGGAUUUCGAAAACACUGAAAAUCAUAUUCUUGUUAUUAACGUCACUGAUGGUGGAACAAUACAGAGAUCAACAACUGUAACAGUAAAUGUUGCUGUAACAGAUGUCAACGAGCAUGAUCCCGUAUUUCCGUCAACAGCAUAUCAACUUAGCAUAUCGGAAGCUACUUCGGUCGGAACCGUUGUACAGAAUAUUUCAGCAACUGAUUCAGAUUCUGUUGAUUUAGUUUACUACUAUUUUAACAGUACUAACUCUGCAUUUGAUAUUGACUACGUAACUGGCGAAGUAAAGGUGAAGUCAGCGCUUGACAAGGAAAUCAAUCCCAGUUAUUCUAUUAUUGUUAUUGCUUUAGAUUCAGGAACAGUUAACUCCUCCCGGUCAACAUCAGCAACUAUUGAGAUAACUAUACUUGAUGAGAACGAAAAGCCACCGGUGUUUUUACCGAGCCUUUACAUUGUUUCAUUAUCUGAGAAUUCGUCAAUUGGGUCCUCUGUCCUGUCAUUGAAUGCAACUGAUUUAGAUAAUGAUAAUAUAACGUAUACCAUAAUUUCAGGAAAUACGUUUACCACAUUUACUCUGAAUUCAACAACAGGAUUACUAGAGCUUAACUCAAGUCUCGAUUAUGAAAAUUCAACGAGUCAUUCACUUAUUGUACAAGCCGAAGAUACACGUGGUUUGAGCAGUACAGGGACUGUUCAAGUUGUUGUUGUUGCGUAUAACGAAUAUCCUCCUGUGUAUUCAGAAAAUGGUUCAAAUGUGACUGUACCAGAAAACACUACUGUUGGAACCACUAUUGUGACUGUGUUAGCAACAGACGAAGACAAGGGCGACGACGGUAUAAUUCAAUUUAGUAUUAAUACAUCAACAUCACAAUUUGCAAUCGAAAGUUCAUCUGGGGCUAUCAAACUGAUGGCUGUACUAGAUCGUGAAACGACUAAGGAGUACACUAUUGAUGUAUUAGCUGUCGACAGUGGUACAACACCAUCUAGCUUUACAACCACGUAUAGCUUACUUGUCAUCGUAGAAGAUGUGAACGAUGUAAUACCAACAUGUUCUUCAAACGCUUUGACACAUGAAAUUGCAGAGGACAGUGUAAUCUCGACAAAUCUUGUUCAACUUAACUGUUCAGACGGUGAUGAUGAUCCAAAUUUGAUAAAUAAUCAACUCAGUUACAUGAUUUCAAGCGGGAAUAAUGGAAAUGCCUUUAGUUUGAACAACACAACUGGAGAACUUAGCUUAUUAAACGGUUUGGACAGGGAAACAACGUCCUCAUAUAGCUUGAUUUUAACGGUAUCUGACUCAGGGAUUCCUGUAUUAACAACAGCCGUAAAUGCUUUUAUAACAAUAACAGAUAUCAAUGACAACUCUCCAAAGUUUACAAAUGGCACAUAUUACUUCUCGGUAGAUGAAAACAUUGCACUGUCUUUUGUUGUCGGACAGGUUCUUGCUACUGAUUUAGACUCUUUCGGAGCAGGGCUAGUUUACUACUCCAUUUCAUCUGGAAAUGAAGACGGAAAAUUUGCUGUAGACCUUUUGAGUGGUAAUGUAAAAGUUAUAUCUACCUUGGAUGCUGAGAUAACCAAUUUGUACAAUAUAACAAUAAAUGCAACUGACAACGGAAGUCCUGUUCAGUUUGAUGUUUCGUAUGUCGUAAUAAUUGUGAAUAAUGUCAACGAUAACUCUCCUAGCUGUUUACAUUCGUUUAUUUCUGCUACCAUCACAGAAAACGCAACUUACGGAGAUGACGUUGCACAGCUGACAUGUUCCGAUAAUGACGUAACCUCAGAUUUAUUAUAUUUUCUACUAAGUACAAAUCAAGAGUUCGAAAUGAAUGAAACAAGUGGAGUUUUGACACUGAAUAAUAGUUUAGAUGCAGAAAUUACACCUUCGUUUGCACUUGUUGUCAACGUAACAGACAUGAAAUAUUAUACAACUGUCACAAUAUAUGUUACAGUAAGUGAUAUUAAUGAAUACACGCCAAUAUUUUCGACGUCUGAUUCUUACAGUGUUACGAUAGCUGAAGAUUUUCCAGUAGCUGGUACUAUAUAUAAUAUAACUGCAACUGAUGAUGACUAUUCUAAUGAUACACUUGUUUACUCAAUCGUCAGUGGGAUAACAAGCUCAGAAUUUACAAUUAACUCCAACACUGGUAUAAUUAUCUUACUGAAAUCACUUGACGCAGAGAAAACCAGCCAAUACAUAUUAGAAAUAGAAGUAACAGAUGGUGUUUAUAGUAAUACAACUAAUUUAACCAUUACAGUUUCUGAUGUGAAUGAUAACGAUCCGUCUUGUGACCAAAGUGUGUAUACUGUAUCUUUUAAUGAAAACACAACAAUUGGGUCCAGUAUUGUAACUCCGAAUUGUUCUGACAUCGAUAUUUUGAAUACAGAUCUAGUAUUUUUGAUUACAUCGGGAAAUACGGACCAAAGUUUUGAAAUAAACGCCACGUCUGGCAUUUUAUCGCUAAACAAUAGCUUAGAUUAUGAAACUUCUAUACAAUACACUCUAGAUAUAUCUGUAACUGAUAAUGGUUCUCCUAACAGCACCAUAUAUAUCAAAGUUUACAUAAAUGUAAUUCCUAUCAACGAACACCCUCCAGUAUUCGGGUCAAUGGAAUAUAAUAUAUCCGUUGCGGAGGAUUUAACGUUAAAUAGUAAUGUUAUUUUGGUAAAUGCGUCCGAUUCUGACACUGGUAAUUCCCAUGGUACCAUAACUUACAUCAUAUUCUUCGGGGAUUCAACUGGUCAUUUUGCUGUUGAUACAUUGGGUCAGAUAAAACUAGUAAGAACAUUGGACAGAGAAUCGAGUGAUUUCUACAAUUUGACUAUUCUGGCUUCGGACAGUUCCACAGCGUCUGCUGAUUCUAUGACAUCAACUACUUUUGUUAGUAUAACCGUGUCUGACGUAAAUGAUAACUAUCCAAAGUUUUCUGAAAGCUCAUAUUCAGUCUCUGUAUUGGAAAAUGCUGUUAUAGGCGCUACAGCACUUAGCUUGAGCGCAACAGACGACGAUAUCAAUGAAAACGGCCAAUCAGGAUUUUUAUAUUCUAUAAUAUCCGGGAAUACAGGCAACACAUUUAACUUGUCUGACAACAAAUUAGUUUUAGCUACCGAAAUAGAUAAGGAGACAUUAUCAUCCUUCAAACUUCAAAUACAAGUACAAGACAAUGGAACAAUAUCAUUGUCAGACCAUGUUUAUAUUAAUAUCGAAAUUUUAGCUGUGAACGAGUACACUCCAACGUUUGCUAAUGAUAGUAAUUCAAUAACGGUAAGCGAAACUAUUCCACUCGGAACUAUUUUGCACACUUUUGCAGCAACAGAUCCAGAUACAGGAGAUUACGGAACAUUACGGUAUUAUAUGGCUGACAACAUUACAUAUAGUGAAUUCUUACUUGACGAGUAUAGUGGACAGUUGAUUGUUUGGUCUGCAUUAGAUUAUGACACAGCACCAACGGAAUACAACUUAACAGUCCAGGUCAUUGACACUGGAUUUAACGUUUCUGACUCUAAAUCUGACUAUAUGUGGCUAUAUAUAAAUCUAACGGAUGAAAACGAUCACACUCCAAAGUUUUCUCAAAAUGUAUAUACAUUCACCAUUCAGGAGAAUACAACUUCAGAUAGCUUGCUCGGCAGCAUUGUUGCGUCUGAUGAUGAUUCUGGAAGCAAUGGCGCUGUAACAUACUCUAUAGUUAGUGGGGAUGGCGCUAGUGUAUUUUCUGUCAAUGAAACAUCUGGUGAAAUAACAUCAUUAUCAGAUGUUGACUAUGAAACGAAAAGUUUGUUUUCGAUUGUUAUGGAAGCCAAGGAUAAUGGCACUAGCAGUUUGUCAUCACGAUGUUUAGUAAAAGUUAUAAUAACCGACAUUAACGAUAAUGCCCCCACUUUCCAACCUGACAAUUUUGCUAUUAAUAUUGCCGAAGAUUCUGUCAUUGGUUCGUCUGUCACAUCAAUGUAUGCAGUUGAUCCAGAUUCAGCGGUGUCCAACAACAACGUAUUCACCUAUAAUAUGUUUUCUGAUACUUUUACUAUUGACUCCACGACUGGUAUAAUAACAACAACCACGAGCCUAGAUACCGAAAACAUCACAAGAUAUAUAUUAAAUAUAACUGCAGUUGACCAAGGAUCGCCAGUUUUGACUGGGACAGCGACAAUUACAGUCCUUAUUGAUGAUGUUAAUGAUAAUUUUCCGAUCAUCUACGGUGAUUACUUGUCCAUAGUAUCUGAGGAUUCUGGCAUAAAUACAGUUGUAGUUAUUGUCAAUGCAACAGACGCCGAUGACGGUGUAAAUGCCGAACUUACAUACUCUAUUGAAAGCGGUAAUACUGAUGAUGACUUUAAAAUAGAUAGUGGCUUUGGACUCUUGCAGGUGGCCAAAACUCUUGAUAGGGAGAGAACAUCAUCAUACAAUUUAGUGAUAAACGUUACCGAUGGUGGAUCUACAUUAAAAUCAAGUAUUGUGAAUGUGUCUAUUACAAUUUCUGAUCUCAACGACAAUGGUCCUACUUUUACCUCUGUAACCUUCAAUUUCAAUAUCGCUGAGGAUGCUGUCAUUGGACUUGAAGUUGGUACCGUGACUUCUAAUGAUUUGGACGCUGAUAGUAAUGGGCAAAUAACAUAUUCUAUGCCAAUAUUUUGGUCGGGAUUGAAUUCCCAUUUUCAAAUCAAUGAUACGACGGGUGUCAUCUCAACAGCUGCUGCAUUAGAUCGGGAAACAUAUGAAUCGUAUACAAUACUUUGUAAAAUAGCAGACAAUGGGUCACCAACUUUCACUAACACUGUUAAUAUAUCAAUAACAAUUACAGAUGUUAAUGAUAACGAUCCGUUGUUCAACGAUACAGCUUAUACUGCAUCUUUUCCAGAAAAUCAGGCUGUUGGUACCACAUUGGUAUAUGUUUUUGCAACAGACGCCGAUAGUGGUGUUAAUAAGAACAUAAUAUUAACAAUUGAUACAUCUUCAACAAAUGGACUAACAGCUGACACGUACAUUGCUAUUGAUUCAACAUCACAAACGUUAACAGUGAAGCAAAAUAUCGACCGUGAAAUUACGUCAUCGUUUCAGUUUACACUUCUAGCUACUGAUGGUGGGACGCCAUCAAAAUCGUCUAACGCUUCCAUUAGUUUCAUUGUGGAAGAUUUGAACGACAAUGCUCCAUCUUUCUCCUCCAGCUUUUAUAAUGCAGAAAUACCAUACAAUGAUAACUGUCAUGUGACUGUUGCAGUGGUCUCAGCUAGUGACAGUGAUGAUGGUGAUAUUGUAACAUACAACCUAGCAACAACAGAAUAUUCAAAUAUAUUUAGUUUGAAUUCUACUUCAGGUGUUAUAUCAUUGGUCGCAGCGCCUGGUGAAAACACAAAGUAUGAACUGGAAAUCAUUGCAAGCGACACUGCUUUAACUAAUAGUACAGUGAAAGUUCGAGUUGACACAUUCGAAUCAGAGAGCGCAGUUGUGACAUUAUCACUUGGUAUUAACAAAACAGCUUUUGAACCGUUGGAACAAACAUUCAUUGCAGAGCUUGGUUUAGUUAUUCAGCAAAAUUACAGUACUAGUCAAACAAGAAAAUGGUGCAUUAAAGCAACAUCAGAAAGUUCAAUAGAUGUAUCAGUGUAUGUUUUGGAAAACAAUGCUACAGAAUCGGUAGAUAAUGUACCACAGAACAAAAGUAUGUUAAGCGCAGUAGUUGUACGGUCACUGCUAACGACUUCCAAUGGAUCUAUUAUUUUGUCUGGUGGUGUUUGGGACCAAUUCAACAUAACCGGUAUUUCAGCCUUUACUGCGACUGUAACAUCAACGGCUGGUUCGGCAGAUGAUCAGUGGAUUGCGUCACCUACAGGAAUUGCAGUUUUAUGCAUCAUUUGUGUACUAGUUGUAGUUGGUGUUCUUUUAACCGUUUACCUGAUAAGAACCUUGAGAAAACCAAAGAUAAAAUCAGAAGAAGAAAUGAAGAAAGAAAAAAGAUUGGAAACGAAGAUUGAAGAAAAGGACUUAGAGAAACCUCCAGAUGUUAAAAAGCAAACUAUGCUUAUAGAAAUUGAGGACGAUCUCGAUGAUUUAAAGACUUUACCGUCGACACGGCAACCAAGUAGAAUAGGUUCAGUCUUCAGUAAUAAGAGUAGAAGAACACAUGUAUCAACAGCCCUUCCGAAAGGAACACAGGGUUCGGCAAAACAUCUGUUUAGGAAUCAAAUGUCUGCGGCUAAAUCUGACAUUAAACUGGAAAAUGUGGACAAAUUUUAUGACGAAAUCGACAAAAGCAAACUACCACCGCCAGUUAUAGUGAGGGGACCAAUGCCAAAAAUAGACAAAAAGACACAUUACAAAGACAAUGAUUUCUGGAACGAUAUGGCACUUCCUAAUGUCACUGGGUUCAAUAACGUUUCAAAAGCAAAGAAAACUGAACAUAAUAGAGUUGAAAGACCAACAGUUACGCGUUUCUAUGAUGCAGCUUCUAAACAGAUUGUAGAAAUCGACUAUGCAACAGGUACCAAAAAAUACAUUAAUGACAAUUGAUAUGGUUCUGAUGAUGAUGACUGAUGACUGAUGUACCCAUAUUUUGACUAUUUUAUUAAUUGUGACUGUUUAUUUAACGCAUCAUGUAAAUAUAACGGAAUUUGAUGAGACUGUUAUUAAAGUGAGAGGGUUAGCGCUAUAGAACCAGGUUUAAUCCACCAUUUUCUACAUUUGAAAAUGCCUGUACAUACCAAGUCAGGAAUAUGACAGUUCUUGUCCAUUCGUUUUUGAUGCGUUUUGUUAUUUGAUUUUGCCAUGUGAUUAUGGACUUUCCUAAAUGAUUUUCCUCUGAGUUAAGUAUUUUUGUGAUUUUACUUUUUUCUGAUAUGUUAAAUUUGUUACAUUUUUGUUAUAAAGAUAUAUUUUGUUUUA